Molecule: messenger RNA, 7986 nt
Organism: Pocillopora meandrina
Lineage: Eukaryota; Metazoa; Cnidaria; Anthozoa; Scleractinia; Pocilloporidae
Source: the annotation of a GenBank genome assembly
UGAGAAUUGAAAGAGGAAAAAUCGCUCACUACCUGACAAGCUGAUAUCUGCUCUGAUCUUCGUCAUUUAGUGCUGCCAAAAUGGCUAAAAUGGUGAUGUUGGCUUCCCCACAAUAGUUCCUGUAUUGAUGUCUCUGUUCUUACAGGUUAGACUUAAAAUAUACAUCAAAGUAUUUCGUAGCAGUCGGUCGUAGUCAGGGUGCAAAGACCGACUUGGCGCUGAGCCUUGUUUAUCUUGCAUACUUGGUAUGAGUAGAGUAUGCACUCUUCUCGUUCUUUAACCUAAAUCGACAUCUCUCACUAUUGUCUGCAAUCAGGAGCCCAUGUCUGCAACUCAAAAUGGACUGAAUUUCCAUGGCUUGCUUAAGCUGUCUAAACACAGCGGAUCAGAUCGAGUAACUUAACUCGAGUUCCUGUCAUGAAUUUAAGUGUUAGAUUUUUUUAGUUGGUCUUCAAAAUUAUUUGCAAAAAAAAAAGGUACAAACGUAGCGUGGUAAGGAAACAUUUCAAUUACGGCUAUGCAUUAAAGUUUGUGUAUAACAUGCUCUCUGUCUAAAAUCCUCGCGCGAUAUCGAUUUUGAAAGCGUCCACCAAUGCUUUAAGAUCUAAUGUCAGCAUGCAUCAGACAAACAGCGGCGAGGCACCCAAAUUUGUUUUCACUCCUACUUUCAUAUUUUGUAGCCCGAUAUGUUCUAAUAAUUUUGGUGUAUUUUUUUUUUUUUUAAUUAUUUUAGUUUUCGAGAAAUAAUUUUUUUCGUUCGACCGCUCAAAUAUGCAAAUUUUCACCAUGAAUAUUACCUGAGUUGUGUGACCUCAUGUAACGAAUGUACUAGACCUACGGUAUGUCUGUGAACAUAAUCCUUUGUUUUAUCAUCUAAACUUAAUUCCCUGUCGUUAUUGAAGCUGGCAAAGAAAUAUUUAUUUUUGGUGAAUAUUUUUUCCGACAUACUUUUCCUAUGUCGACAAGUAGCAUCAAAACAAAGACAGUUUUAACAAUGACCGAUAUGACAGAAUCUACUGAGCUUCUAGCUUUUAAAAGACCAAAGGAUGGUUAUAAAGUUACUGUAAAAAUUUCCAUGUGUAAUUGUGUUGUUCUAUCUUGAGACAAACUCAAAGUCCGGCAAAAUUUACUUGAUAGCGACUAUGAAAUAUACAUGGUGCGCUUUCUUGUCGCCACCGUUAACUGGCAUAAAUCACUACAAUUUGCAAAAACUCAAAGAUAACAAUCUUACCUUGUUUAUUUAUGAUUUUUUUAGCUGUUUCGAUGAUCACGUUAAUUAUUCUCUACCACAUUCUAGCCAGAUUUGAGUUCCAGUCUAUAUAUCUUCUCUAACUUAUUAUAUCAGUUGCGUGACAAGCGUGACACAGAAAUUCGAAGAUGAAUCAACCUCUGAAAUAACAAGAGAUGUGUUUUUUUUCCUCUUUGCAUGACAUCUAGAAAAACCUUUCAGGAAUUGCUGCGUUCAGAAAACUAAAAUGUCUAGAUCCAUCAAUGAUUCCUUUGUCAGCUGAAGUCAAAGUAUGGUUACAAUAGUCGAUUUGUUUGACAAGUUACAUACUGACUUUGCUAACUGAUCUGUUUUAUAAGCGUCUCAUCUUACAUGCUAACAUGGAGGUUUUCUGUUAAGUUAAAUCGUUCGCUGGUGGAACUUGUGGGUUUAGUUAUCGAGAAGACCAAGUCGUUCCCUUGCGUGAUUAUUAAUUACUUGUCACUUGUUACAAGUCACUUGCGGAGUUGCAAGUUUUCAGAUCCAGAAAAUGAAGUUGAUCUUGUUUUGUCACGUGCUGGCAUCCUCGAGACGCUAAAAGAUAUCGAUGAUUUUACAAAACUUGUUUCUCUUCGCCAAAAAUCACAUCAGAAUUUGUCCUUGCUAAAUGUCAAGUGUGCUAAACGUAUCAGCAUCCCCGAGGGACCCCUUUACAUAGGAGGGCGGGGAUGCGCGCCUAGUAUUUCGAAAACGACCGCUAUAAAAUUAUAAAAGGUACUUAAGUUUUAUCCGUGUGGGAGUGGCAACAAUUAGCUUGUAAAAACAAGUGUUUAUGUCCUUUUCUGUCUUUUUUAAUGCUUCCCUCGCUCCUACAGAGGAUUCAUACAAAUAUGAGGGCCGUGCCGCGUUUACAUUGUACAGGCAGAAAAGGUCGUCCAGAAUGAGUGUUUCGUUCUGUAAUGAAAACCCCAAUAAACUCACUCAGAAACGACUCGUUUCGAAUAAAUUCUACGCUGGUUAUUAUGUGGCAACCGGUAUGAACUCGUACUCGUACAAAACUCAUUCGGAUAUCAUGUAAAAGGCCCCUAAAAGUUUUUAUUCCCAGAGCAUCACGCUUUGCUCGCCUGUCUGAAUACUAAAAAUUUCAGCAGCGUUGAAGCAACAACCCACUUUUAACUGCUUCGCUGCCGCGGAAACAAUUACUAUUGAAGAAAGCACAUAUUUUAAUAUUUUCAAUUCAACGUAAACAAAAAUCUUUAUACGUGGUAAAUAUUCAUUUGUGUCGGUAUCAACUAUUGCGUGACCAGCUUAUGAUAUAAACGAGGGAGGGGAAAACACAAUUCAAACCUGGGUUCCUGUCAAAAAGUAACACCCAGGCGUAAUAUUAUAAUCGAAACGGCUACUAAAAUCAUAAAUAAACAAGGUAAGAGUGUUAUUUUAGACUUUUGUACAAAUUGUAGUGAUUUAUGCCAAUUAACGGUGGCGACAAGUAGGCGCACCAUGUAUAUUCCAUAGUCAUUAUCGAGUAAAUUUUGCCGGACUUUGAGUUCGUCUCAAGAUAGAACAGCACAAUUACACAAGGAAAUUUCACAGUAACUUUAUAACCAUCCUUUGGUCUUUUAAAAGCUUGAAGCUCAGUAGAUUCUGUCAUAUCGGUCAUUGUUAAAACUGUCUUUGUUUUGAUGCUACUUUUCGACAUAGGAAAAGUAUGUCGGACAAAAAUAUUCACCAAAAAAUAUAUAUUUCUUGGCCAGCUUCAAUAACGACAGGGAAUUAAGUUUAGUUGAUAAAACAAAGGAUUAUGUUCACAGAAAUACCGUAGGUCUAGUACAUUCGUUACAUGAGGUCACACAACUCGGGUAAUAUUCAUGGUGAAAAUUUGCAUAUUUGAGCGGUCUAACGAAAAAAGUAAUUUCUCGAAAACUGAAAUAAAUUUUCGCACAAAAAAACUACACCACAAUUAUUAGAACAUAUUGGGCUACAAAAUAUGAAAGUAGGAAAGAAAACGAAUUUUGAGCCACUUGCCACAAUAUUUCAAAUUUGUUCGAUGGAUGCUGACAUCCUCUCUUAAGAGCAAAAUAAAUUCGGUUUGCGCGUGUUCAAAUUUGCCUAAUCAUUUACAGUCCGUUUUAUUUUACCUUCGUCAUUUCCUCUUCUCUGCUUUUCAGUCAUCCGGAGCUAACGUUGAGUAAGUCUGUCGUGUGAGACUUUUGUAAAGUACUCAAUCUUGACUUAAAUCAGUUAAAUUAAUGACCCUUUGUUUCCAAGUCGGAAGCUCGGCCACUGAUCGAUUUGGGAGAAGUGAAACCGAAUGCAAAGUCCACAUGUGACCGGAAGUGGACAUUCUGUUGCAUGAGAUCAACAGAUAUGCUAAAGUAAUCUUAUCAGCGAAAAAAAUAGAGCAUAUUUAAUAUUUAGGGGACAAGUGUCAAAAAGAGUGUCUUUCCCGUCAUUGCCUAUUUUUUUCCCUUUUCUGUGGUAAAAAAAAAAUCGCAGAGUCACGGUAUUGGGAAUAAGAUGAUCACUAUAGCCCGGAAAUAACCGCUAUUUCGAAUGUGUCACGGUCUGUAACACACUUGUUAAGAAUCUCGCCCAUCAAAACUGUGAAUGGCGGUGAAUGAUAAAGAUUUUCCAAUCCAGAAGCUUCGCUUUCUUCUUCAAUUAAAUCCCUGCCAAUUCAAGGACUACCUCACGAUUUUUCUGUCGUGAAAAAUUUUGCGUAGAGUAUUCAGACGUGUUAUAUGAAAUUCAAAUUCCUCCAUGUUCUUACCGGGAAAAUUCUUCUUUUCUUUCAUUGCAUUUACUCUAAGUCAUGCUUUAGAGGUCCUUCAGGAUGAUUAUUUAUUACGCGAUUUGUAUCGUCAACGACAAAGCUUAUAAUUUUUCGGUUUUAUUUCAGGUUAAUUCAUAUGGUGACAUCAUAAAGAAUCACACCAAGGGUUAUUGUGUGUGGUACGAUCAAUGUACAACUGGGUACAAGCCGAAGAAUUGCCUUUACAAUGGACCGGCCAAGAAUUUAACCAAUCCAAAGGGUGUGCAGAUAUUGAACAAUUUAUGCCCAGAAUUGAGGGAUCAACCAACUUGUUGUUCAACCAAACAACUGCAAUCGUUGGAUAACAAUUUGCAAACGUUAAUUCAACUAACCGGUCGUUGUCCCGCCUGUUGGAACAACAUGAGAAGGCUGUAUUGUCAGCUUACCUGCAGUCAGGAUCAGUCGCUUUUCCUGGAUCCAACUGUGGUGUACCCAUUUACACCAUCGCCUUCUAUUAAACAAUAUAUCUUGGAAGUUCAAUAUUUUGUUUCACCUCAAUUCAAACAGGGUCUGUUCGACUCCUGCAAAGAUGUUACUUUUCCUGGAAGCAGCGAGAAGGUUUUGAGUGUCCUUUGUGGUACUUCCGCCGACCGGUGUACUCCUGAUAAACUUCUCAGGUUCAUGGGAAACACAGAUAAUAUAUUCACUUCUUGCACCAUCCAAUAUCCAGACCACCUGAUUCCGAAUCUUUCAUGGAUGAACCAAACUGUUUUUAAGUGUAACAAGCCAUUUAUAGAUCCCCAAACCAACAGGACAGCAAGCGUUUGCAGCUGCCAGGACUGUGCUGCAAGUUGUCCAGUGCGAAAAGAACGACUGACCAUCAAGUCCACUCACCCUUCACCUGCAGGAUACCAUCGAUACGCAGAUGAAAAGUGGAUUCCAUUUGGUCCAAUCUUUCACUUGGAGCUGUUAAAUCAGGUAAGGAUUCCCACUUGGGAAUCACCAGCAAAGUUAUCAGGGAACUCACCUGACAAUGACAGUAACAGUUACAACCAUAGACAAUUGCAAGUGACAGUUGUUACGGUAUAAUAUAACCGACACAAAGUACACUAUAUUCCUUUUAACUCAACUACAUUAUUUAACGACGUGUAAUAAUCAUACUUAGGAGCGCCUCCAGCAGAAAAUAAAGCAAUUAUCCUUAAUAAACUUACUUAAGCCCACUGUGCACAAAGACUUAGCUCUCCGCUGACAAAAAUUCACGGUUUCCUCCAAAGUUCCCUAGAUGAAAAAUUUCCGCAGUAGUUUUCUCCCGGUAUAGCUUUUCAGACCGUCGGUCGCUCUCGACAACAACAACAACUAACCAACUACCACAGCACUGACUUCUUAUAUACAUUUGCGACUAUUUCGAGAAUAUUCCGGAAGCUUAUAGAACAACUAUUUUGGUAGCGUAACAUCUUAAAUACGUGACCUAUUACAACGUUCUGGAAAGUUCCAUGUUAUACAUGUCAGCAUGACUAGGCACUCUUGAAAUUUCUAGAUAUUUAUCUUGCAGGUAUUAUCCAUAACACAGGGACGGGGAUAGUGGCGUAGUCAUUGACUGUUACAUUAUCAAUGACUGUGCCAUUAUCCUUAACCCGUGACAGUGACAAUGACAGCUUGUGACCGUGACAGUGAAAAUGACUGCCUUUAGCGUGACACUGACAGUGACGGUGACUUUGAGGGUGACGGUGAAAGUGAUAAUGACAAAGACAGAUUAGGGUGAAUUUGGCGGCGACAGUGACAAUGGGUGAAAUAACAUUAACUUCGUUGAAAAUAAGUGGCAGUGGGGGUGACAAUGACAGUGACUUCGAGAGUGACAGUGACAUUGUGGGCGACAGUUUGACUGAUAGCAAGGGUUGCAUUGUCUGACUUUGAGGGUGACAAUGACAGUGACUUUAGAAUGAAAGUGACAGUUAAGGAAACUGUGACCGUGACACUGACAACAAUCAUGGAAAGAGUCCCUUACCGUGUCGUGGUAAGAGUAAACAAUUAAAUUAGUUUGUGCUCAUGAAAGACUCAAAUCUUGCACUGUGCUCUUCACUUAGGCCUUGGAGCUUCAAACUGCGAUCUCCACUAUGAAGGUACUAUUUGAGAACUCAACCAUUACCUUAGAGGACAUUUGUCAAAAUUCGACAGAUCACCUGCCAUUUGCUCCACCAGUGACCGAGCGAUGUGAAAUCCAAAGUGUUUUCCAGUAUUUCCAGAACAACAAGACGAGGUUAAAUAAAUGCCUCACCAGCUUGGGUUUGAAUUGCAGCUAUGGACACAAAUUCGAUUUCAAAUUCGCUGACUUCCAUGAUCACCUGUUAUUUUGCAUGAGGUAAGGAAGACAUUAUGAUCCUGCUGUUGACCGCGGUCAAUUUUUCAACAAACGCUUGACAAACAAACAAACAAAAGACAAACGGAAAAUGAAAACAAAAGAAAAGUAGCACAGUCUUCGAAUUUAGGUUCCCAGUGGUACGCUAGUGUUUCGUUAAAAGAAAAAAAAUAUGAAAAAAUAGAUAAAGGAGAAAAACAAAGAAACAGGUAAAGCGAAAAGAAAAUAUACCAAAACCCAAACAGACAAAAAACAAACAAACAAAAAGAAAAUAGGAAAGAAACAACGAGGAUGGGCAACUUCCCACCUACCCCUCCCCUAAUCCAGCAUUAACCCUAACUUGGCUGUUUUUGGGUUAGGGGAGGGGUAGGUGGGCAGUUGCCCAGUACUGAUAUUGAUCCGAAAAAGCUGUAGAAGAAAUUUCUAAUUGCCAAGAAUCUUUGAAUUAAAAUACUGGCGAGAAACUGUUUGUAGGCCCUUUCCUUCUUCUGUAACAAUCGCUGAACCCUCUUUAAGUGUGAAUCAAAUUUAAAAGAAGAUUUUUCUCACACUAGAGGGAUUGUGGGAAAAAUGCUGAUUAUCACAAGUAGAAUUCAACCCACAGGACAGUCGUAAACUUUUUGCACUUUUUGGGCGAUUGGAGGCUAACGCGAGUCUGUGGAGGAGCGCGCGUAAAAAAUAAAUAAAUAAGCAAAUAAUUGAAAUAAGGAACUAAAUAACUCCUCCUCUUGCACGUGACCCUCCGUUCGCCUGAAAAUGCACAAAAAUAUCACGCUUGCAUCGGGAGCUAGGGGAAUAUUACCUAGAUAUUCUCGAGUUUUCGAAGGGAGGGGGGAUUGGAGUGGCGCAUAUUUGGUUACGGGACACGUUUACCCAAGUCACACAAGCGAAAAUAUCAGAUGGAAUAUACUAUAUUCCUUCUUGAUUCUGGUUUGCGAUAUUCAGUGGAAAUGGGCUCUCUUUUUAGGUAUCCCGCCUCGCCAUUCGAAGAAAUGCUUCAAGAACCGUGUAUCGCAGCCUUUGGAGGUGCUGUUCUUCCGGGAGAUGUGUUAGCUGGCUUUCCAAGCCCGGUGUAUCACAACGCAACAUCUUUGGAGAUUACAUUUUUGGUGAAGAAUUUCCUCAAAGACAGCAAAAUGGCAAAAGUGAUAGCCUGGGAAAAAUCUUUCCAGCUGUUCAUGGAGGAUUAUGUGAAAAAUCCUUUGCAUGCCAAUCUCACCAUUACUUACUCCACACCAGAAAUGUCUAAGGACUUUUUAUACGUAUGACAUGUGCAAGACAAAUUUCCAACUGAAAAAGGUUUAAUUUGUUCUAUAUCACUAACUACAUGCUCAUGAUUUGAAAACAUAUUAAUUUUUCAAAUUUUUUGGAUCUUUUAACCAUAACAUUAAACGUAGGAUCUCUCGAAAAUGUGCUAGUCUGUCCAAGACAGCUAUUUUGUGGGAAUAAGCGAAAAAGCCAGUCUUCAUCGCGCCAGACUUCCGCUGAUUUUCGCUCACUCGGUUUUUCGCUGGUGUUCGCUGAGCGGCAGCCCGGCUCAGGCUAACAAGGGACAUCUGAAUAGAGGAGAACUUCAGGUUGAAUUCGAGCGCAAAAGACGAGGCGAGUGAGAGCUGAAUCUUAUUCAGGUUUACCAUAUCUUAAAACAGUAAGACUGUGUAACCUUCCUUU